Paramecium tetraurelia is the source of this 993-nucleotide messenger RNA. RefSeq lists its product as uncharacterized. NCBI's taxonomy places the organism in Eukaryota, Ciliophora, Oligohymenophorea, Peniculida, Parameciidae. The record is from RefSeq and is a predicted model, not a curated record. The transcript is spliced from 5 exons.
AUUUAUUAUCAACAUAGGAUGAUUUCCCCUGAACAUUUAUCUGACAAGUACGAAGAUCAAUUCUCAAGACUGGAAAAAGCUAUGAUCGAGCUAUUCAAAUAUGAGAACUUGCUGAAUAAUGAAUAUUUGGUGAGGAAGUUCGAAACAGACAUUGCAAAACCAGAUCAUUAUUUGUUAUAAUAUGUGGUGGUGUAAAGGGAAAAUUCAAUUAAGAAUCAAUAUGUGCAAAAUGAAUAGAAUGAUAGGAAACAAUAUCAUCUGAUCUUAACAGCUAUACUGAAGAAGUAUAAUAAUUAAUUGUGGAACUUUGAUCACGGACUUCUACUUAUUAGACCCUAUUUCCGUAGUGAAAGGAAGAGAAUUCUAAUAAAAUCAAGUGCAUCCAAUAUUGGUAAUAUAAAGGAAUCACUUCGAAGUGCCGGAUAGAAUAGAGAAUAAUUAUAGUUUGAAGAAGAAAUAUAUUAGGCUGAUAAAAGCUUAAUUAAAUUGACAUUGACAUGUCAGAGUGAAUAGUGUGCAGAUGAGAUUUUCACUUAUUUGAUGUCCAACAAAUCGAAAUUGCAAAUAGAUUCUGUCAUGAUGCAAAGUGUUGAUUACUUGGAUGAAUUCCAUAAGUAAAUAAACUUGAAGAAGUGUGCAAUGAUAUAGAAUAAGAAACCUCAUUAGCAUGAUAAUUAUGAUGAGGAGAUUGAGAGACAUGAUAAAGGUUAUCAAACUUCCAGUUACUCAAAAGGGAGAGGAAGAUAGAAUUAUGGAUAAUAGGACUCGCAAGAUAAUGAAGAUUACAAAAAUUCAAGAGGGAAGGGCAGAUUUGAUAGAAAACAUGGGAACAAUGGGAGUAGAUAAAAUAAUCAAUACUAUUAAAAAGGGGAGUCUCAAUAGCAAUAUCAAUUGGUUCCGAAAAGCACAGUCCACAAAACACCAAAGCAAUAAGUUAAGUAGGACCCAAUCGAUUAAAAUGAUUUCCCAACUUUGGGUGCAUUAUAGAAUUGA